AUGGAAAUUAAUAUUUCGAAUAUAACAAAUUCGAGUAAUAAUAAAAAGGAGAGAGUGAAUAUACACAGUCAUAUAAAAGGGUUAGGUGUUAAUACAAAUAUAUAUCUUCAUGAAAAUGAGAUAAGUUUAAGUGAUGAGAAAUAUUCGAUGUUCUUUGAUAAUAGUUGUGGAUUAGUAGGUCAAUUUAAAGCUAGAGAAGCUUCUUUAUUUCUAGUUGAUUUAAUAAAACAAAAGAAAUUAGCUGGUAAAUGUAUUCUAUUAGCAGGACCUAGUGGUAGCGGUAAAAGUGCCCUAGCUAUUGGUAUAAGCAGAGAAAUAAAUAGAAAGAUGCCCUUUGUUUUUUUAUCAGGAUCAGAGGUAUAUAGUAAUGAAAUAAAGAAAACUGAAGUUAUUCUUGAAGCAUUUAGAAAAAGUAUACAUAUAAAAAUUAAAGAAGAAAAAUUGGUUUACGAAGGAGAAGUUGUUGAUAUGGUUGUUGAAGAAAAUGAAUGCUUAUAUUCUUUAAAUAAAGCUAAACAAAUUAAUGCAAUUAUUAUAACUUUAAAAACUGUUAAAGGUUCUAAAACAUUAAGAUUAGCACCCAAAAUACAUGAACAAAUAGCCAGAGAAAAAAUUAAAAUUGGUGAUGUUAUUUAUAUAGAAACUAAUACCGGACAUGUGAAAAGACUAGGAAGAUGUAAUGAUUAUGCAAAAGAAUAUGAUAUAGAAUUUGAUGAAUAUGUAUCCUUACCAAAAGGAGAAGUACAUAAAAAAAAAGAAGUUGUUCAACAAAUAUCCUUACAUGAUAUAGAUUUAGCUAAUGCAAACCCAACCGUUGGAGAAGACCUAGCAUCUGUAUUAAAUUCUUAUCUAAGACCUAAAAAAACAGAAAUUACGGAAAAAUUAAGAGUAGAAAUUAAUAAAACUGUGAAUAAAUUUUUAGAAUCUGGACUAGCCGAAAUUAUCCCAGGAGUUUUAUAUAUUGAUGAAGCUCAUAUGUUAGAUAUAGAAUGUUUCUCAUAUCUUAAUAGAGCAAUCGAAUCUCCUUUAGCACCUAUUCUUAUUAUGGCAACAAACAGAGGUAUAUGCACCGUUAAAGGUACUGAUAACAUCGAACCUCAUGGUAUACCUGUAGAUUUAUUAGAUAGACUUAUUAUUAUUAAAACUUUUCCUUAUACAUUAAAAGAAAUUGUACAAAUAUUAGCUCUUAGGGCUCAAACAGAAAAAAUCAAUAUUACUGAAGAAGGUAUGAAUUAUCUAGCCAAAAUCGGAAUACAAUCAUCUCUACGAUUUGCUAUGUUAUUAUUAGAACCAUCAAGAAUUAUAGCUAGCUUAGAAGGAAACACAAUUAUUGAUAUAAAACAUAUAGAACAAGCAGAUGAAUUAUUUAUGGAUGCAAAAACAUCUGCUCAUCGUGUGGUAGAUCAGUCGAAUAAAUUUGUUAACUGA
Messenger RNA from Plasmodium reichenowi, 1428 nucleotides. Its product is annotated as RuvB-like helicase 2, putative. The transcript has a single exon. NCBI's taxonomy places the organism in Eukaryota, Apicomplexa, Aconoidasida, Haemosporida, Plasmodiidae. Gene Ontology annotation, molecular function: DNA helicase activity; ATP hydrolysis activity; ATP binding. The record is from RefSeq and is a predicted model, not a curated record. Bases 1 to 1428 code for a protein of 475 amino acids. Gene Ontology annotation, biological process: regulation of transcription by RNA polymerase II; chromatin remodeling; box C/D snoRNP assembly. Gene Ontology annotation, cellular component: NuA4 histone acetyltransferase complex; Ino80 complex; Swr1 complex.